Messenger RNA from Hippocampus comes (tiger tail seahorse), 1954 nucleotides. RefSeq names its product LIM domain only 1 (gene lmo1). The record is from RefSeq and is a predicted model, not a curated record. Bases 754 to 1281 code for a protein of 175 amino acids. The transcript has 5 exons. Gene Ontology annotation, molecular function: transcription coactivator activity; DNA-binding transcription factor binding. Gene Ontology annotation, biological process: positive regulation of transcription by RNA polymerase II. NCBI's taxonomy places the organism in Eukaryota, Metazoa, Chordata, Actinopteri, Syngnathiformes, Syngnathidae. Gene Ontology annotation, cellular component: nucleus.
CUUUUGUGUUUUGUCAGAAUUAAUGAGAAAAGUUCCCUUGCCCUAGGGGUAAUUAGUGUCCUUGGAGUUAAAUAAGCUAAUACUUAGACACCUCUGGCACAAGCAAUUAUGUUUGUGUAUUGAAUAAUUGAUUCAAAGAGGGGGGAAGGGCUGCUAAUCAGAUCUGAGCAUAAUGAAUUGAUUUAAUUAACAGGGGAAUCCUUGGGUCGCUGCAAAGAAGCGUGCGCGGCGCAUUUAUUGCUCAGAGCGGAGCGGGGCGCGCACAGACGCGGGCACAGAGGCGGCGGGAGCACUUUGUCACAUUUGCAAUUGGAUUUGUUUGAAUGUAGUUGUCGUCUCGGAGCAAAUGAGAGCGAGAGGGGAAGCGUAUUAACAUCCAGGAGAAGAGAGAGCUCAACCCAGCUCGGCGUGCGCCUCAUCCGCCUUCCAGCGCGCACCGCACGGCACAUUUAGUCGAGAUUCACGCCGCCUAUUCGCCUCUUUUAUUCGCAUGGAAGUGAUUCGAAGCGCUUUGGGCUUAUUUAUUGCGCAGCUCAAGUGGGGAGACGCGCAUCCGGCCACGGCAGUCAGCGUCGUAACUAUCGUUCUUAUUUUUAGAGAAAGGUGCUUGGUUUAAGGGUUCGCCGUCUUGCCCGCGCCGUGCACAACGACAGAAAGACGAUCUCGGUGAGAAGCUCCGAGCGGAGCGAGCCGCGCAGCCUCCUGGAGCCAAGGACGGAUCGGCCGGGGAAGGACUCCUCGUUCCUCAGGACGAUGGUGCUGGACAAGGAAGAGGGGAUGGUGCCAAUGGGAAGGUUGUGUUCUACCCAAAUUGACACCCCAAGUGUGUUGAGCGGUGUGCCGAUGCUCUCCGUCCAGCCCAAAGGGAAACAGAAGGGGUGCGCUGGCUGCAAUCGCAAGAUUAAAGACCGCUACCUACUCAAAGCCCUGGACAAAUACUGGCAUGAGGACUGUCUCAAAUGUGCCUGCUGCGACUGCCGCCUUGGGGAGGUGGGCUCCACCCUUUAUACGAAAGCCAACCUCAUCCUGUGUCGUCGGGACUACCUGAGGCUCUUUGGUACGACGGGAAACUGCGCAGCCUGCAGUAAACUGAUCCCAGCCUUUGAGAUGGUGAUGAGAGCCAGAGAUAAUGUUUACCAUUUGGACUGUUUUGCCUGUCAGCUUUGUAACCAGAGGUUUUGCGUGGGCGACAAGUUUUUCCUUAAAAACAACAUGAUUUUGUGUCAAAUGGACUAUGAGGAGGGUCAGCUGAACGGGAGCUUCGAGUCGCAGGUCCAAUAGUGGGGAGCUUUGUACCGUGGCAGCGACAAUCAGCUCCACGAGUUCCACAACACCAUGGAUGUUCUGCUGCACUUGGAAAAAGACAAGCGUCUGUCUGCUUGCCUGCAAUACUUUUUAAGACCCCUUUAUUAGUUCCUGAGGACUCUAUUGUAAAUGUUCAACUUUUUGCCCCUCCCUCACCCCAACACUGAGCAGUUACAAAUGUUGAUGUACAGUUGUGCCUGCUUAGCUGAGCACGACAUUGCUUGUAUGUUUUGUGAAACCGGUUCCCGGUUUGUUUUCUUUUAGAAAUGGUUAAUUGGAGGGUAUGUACAGUCUGUUUUCUCUGUAUAUAUAAACUGGAACAUUUAUUUUAUGAAAUGUAAUGCAAUUUUAUUACUAGUGUGAAUUAAAGAUUCUUAAAUGUUCAUAGUGAGGUUUUUUUUUUUUUUUCCUCUUGUACCAAAACCAAAGUUGUUGGAGAGGGAGCCCAUCACUUGAUUGAAAUGUAAUCGUGUCUCCAAAACGGCAAUGGUGUAAAAAGGCCUUGCAAGAGAAAUUAUAUUUGAAGUCUUUCUUGCAAUCAUGAUGCAACAAAAUGUGUUUUGUUACAUUUUACAGAACUCUGAUGGAAUUCGAUAAACUGUUGAAAAUGAAGUCAUAUUUUAUUCGGAAUAAAAGAAUGCUUCUCCAA